AUGUUUGGAGAGGAAGAGAUGAAGCGUUAUUGUAAGAAGAUGAAAAUAUCAUCUGUGAUGAAUAGCAAAAGAUACAGUAUUGUUAGAUCACGAAAAUCCACAUCACAGUCACCUCAAGUAUUUCAAAAUCAUAAAUCUACUUUCAACGUCUUCCAGUUGCUCGUGCCGAAGGAAAAAAUAGAAAUUGUGGUAGAUGAUACAUCAGUAGAGGUGAACUGUGACACAGAUGUUCAAAAAUUGAAUGGAGAUAAAGCAAAUGAAACUCAAGACGCUAUAGAUUCAGAUGUUAUUUUAUUAACAGACGAAGAAGAAAGUUUAUCUGGCAGCCAAAGGAAUUUGAGCGAUGUCAAACCCGAGAUAGUAUUACUUAAUGAGAGUUCGUCCAGUGACUUAGGUAUUUCGGACGAAAUUAUCUGUUUAGAGGAUAUGAACUUGGUUCAUGAAGCAGGACUUUCUCCCCCUACGCUACCACAGAAAACAAUGAAGGAGCAACAGGACGAAACAGGGAGAUCUACGAUUUGCGAAAUUUACCGAGAAAAACAAACCGGUUCUUAUCUCACAAAUAACCAAAGCUUUCCUUGGGCUCACAGUCUGCUGCCUUCAACUUCAUCGUAUCGCCCUACAAACAUGCCAGAAUUUGUGGAUUUGCUGACUCAAGGUACUUUAUCAAUUUGUAAGAAAUGGCUACGAAGAUGGGAUGUUGUACAGAGCGGAGUGAUCGAUGGUAACCCAUUAAGGAUAUGUAGUUACAAUGUUCUUUGUCAACAAACUGCCUAUAAAACUCCUGAAUUGUACAUACAUCUUGCGAAACCAGGACGUGCUUACGAAUUAACUUGGGAAAACCGGUGGAGGUUGUUGACACGUGAAUUCUCAAUGAUCGCUGCAGACAUUUUUUGUCUUCAGGAAGUGCAGUACGACCAUUACGAUUAUUUCUUUAAACCAUACUUCGAAGCUGCUGGUUUGCUUGGUAAAUACAAGAAGCGAACACAUAGUUUGAUAGAUGGCUGUGCAAUAUUUUACAAAUCUCAUUUUCAACUGCUUAACUAUCAGCAUAUUGAAUACUACGUAAGCAGUGAUUCAGUAUUGGACAGGGAUAAUAUCGGUCAAUUGGUUCGUUUAAAAGAUAUGAGAAGUGGACGGGAAUUCUGCAUCGCUAAUACACAUUUAUUAUUUAAUAAACGACGUGGUGAUGUGAAACUUGCACAACUUGCUGUUUUACUUGCAAACAUCGAUAAGGAAUGUGGUCCGGAAUCUGGCCAAGAAUGUCCGUAUAUCGUGUGCGGGGAUUUUAAUAUUCAGCCAUAUAGUCCACUGUAUAAUUUUAUCAUGAGUGGUGAAAUUUGUUUCACUAAUCUACGGCGAGGUGAUAUUUCAGGCCAAGGUAGUCCUGGUGGCCCGUUUGUUUCAGUUAAUCUAUUGCCUGAAGAUGUAAAAAUUGCUCGAAAUUGUCGAUUCAAAUAUCUGAAAAAUCGUGCAAUGUUACUUCCUUCGAUAAAUUGCUGGAGUCAUCCGCUCUCUUUCAACAGUGUUUAUCAUCAUGUAAAUACAGAGGGCGGGCCAGUGGUUUCAACUUAUCACAGCGUUGAGGCUGUUAAUCCAGAUUUCAUAUUUUAUUCUGUCAAAUCAAAUGGAAUGAAGCAAGCGAUGUUCCCGAGUUUCAAUCAAGAAAUAAAUGUUUCUGAAAGAGAAAUACGGUUGAUUCGACGUCUUAGUUUGCCAAAUAUGAAUCAGUUAGCUGGAACUUUAGGUCCAUGGCCUAAUUCAUCGACUCCAUCCGAUCAUAUACCUCUCAUUGCUGAUUUUGUUUUGCAGUAA
Molecule: messenger RNA, 1815 nt
Organism: Brugia malayi
Lineage: Eukaryota; Metazoa; Nematoda; Chromadorea; Rhabditida; Onchocercidae
Gene: Bma-angl-1
Product: Endonuclease/Exonuclease/phosphatase family protein
Exons: 17
Coding region: 1-1815 (604 amino acids)
Molecular function (GO): 3'-5'-RNA exonuclease activity
Source: RefSeq, a predicted model, not a curated record